Messenger RNA from Cydia pomonella (codling moth), 2496 nucleotides. Its product is annotated as zinc finger protein OZF-like. Gene Ontology annotation, molecular function: zinc ion binding; RNA polymerase II cis-regulatory region sequence-specific DNA binding; DNA-binding transcription factor activity, RNA polymerase II-specific. NCBI's taxonomy places the organism in Eukaryota, Metazoa, Arthropoda, Insecta, Lepidoptera, Tortricidae. The coding region runs from base 445 to 1983 and encodes 512 amino acids. Gene Ontology annotation, biological process: regulation of transcription by RNA polymerase II. The record is from RefSeq and is a predicted model, not a curated record. The transcript has 10 exons. Gene Ontology annotation, cellular component: nucleus.
AGCUGGUUGUAUGAAUUCAUGAUAGCAUCAGAACUAUCAUGUGACAAAGUACCUAUCAACUGGCAUUCGAUUAUUGACUAAAUUUGCGCCUGGCCCGCGGUAUAUAGAUGCGGGAAGUGGUUUGGUCUGCUUAAACCACAAUCAUCAUCAUUGGUAACUAGAAAAUUCACUGCGUAUACGAAUAACACCGAAACUAGAGACAUACUACUUAAAAUAUUGUUUAAAUUGAAACUGUUGCUUUUUACGACAAGGCAGUAGUAUAGUUUAGUACUUUAGCCUGUCCAGUUGGUGUAAAAAAAAAACUAUCAGUAGUGUCAGUGUCAAUGUCAUUGUCAAACUGAUGGUGAUGGUUACCAAAUGAUCGCCCUGUAGCCGAGAAUAGUUUAUUUUUAUCCGAUUUACUGUCGUUUUAAGCAUAAAUACUCAACACAGAAAUUAAAAGGAAUGAGUACUUGUAGAACUUGCCUUAAAACUCCGGCUGACAAAGAUAUUUCAAAGCUGAAAAAGAGUAUAAAAGAUGACAACAAAAAAUGCAUUGAUAUCAUAGAGUAUUGUUUGGAUAUAAAGGUUACAGAAGAUUCCAAAAUAACAACGAAGCUAUGCCACAACUGCUACAGGAAAAUCAUUUCGUUUUACAAGUUUAAGGCUCUAUCUUUGAAAAAUGAUGCCUAUUUGAGGUCUCUGGAGCCAGCUGUGCAGUUGGUAGACCAAAAACGAUCAGUUUAUGUUGACGGAAACGGAAUUAAACACGAGAAUCCAUUGGAAUCUGAUGAUUACGGUCCAAGUAUAGUUGAAGAAUACACAGCAAUAAAAAUAGAAAUAGAUUUUAAACAUGAACAUACAUUAGAAGAUGAAGUAGAUGCUGAAAAUGUAGACACAUCAGGAAACGUAGACACAUCGGGAAAUGUAGAGAUAGAUGUUAAGGAUGAACAUAAUGAGAUGCUAAAUGAAAAGUCACUAUGUGACUUAUCAAUAUAUAAAAAACGCGGCCAUCCCAAGAAACUAAGCCCAAAAGAAGAAAGAAUGAAGCCAAAAAAACGAAUAUGCGAGGAAUGUGGAAAGACAGUUCUUAAUCUCAAGCAGCAUUUGCUGCAGCACCAACCAAAGGAGGAGAGGAAGAUGCUGCAGUGCCAGGCGUGUCCGAAGGUGUUCUCGUCUAGAAGCGGUAGAAACAAGCAUUAUGUGGUCGCACAUUUAGGACGAAAAAUGAAAUGUGAUAUUUGUCAUAAAGAAGUGUCAAGUGUGAAAACGCACAAGAUGCAAGUUCAUAACCGGCACGAAUUACCUUUUGGCUGCUUGUUCUGUUCGAAACGCUUCAUCUCUCGGUCCGGGCUCGAGGCGCACGUCGCCGGGCACACUAAACACUUGCCAUACGAGUGUGACGACUGCCACAAGAGGUUCCGGUCUAAAAUGUCCAUCUCUAGUCAUAUGCGCACGUCGCCGGGCACACUAAACACUUGCCAUACGAGUUCAUAUGUAAGUAGCUUCAUCUCUCGGUCCGGUCUCGAGGCGCACGUCGCCGGGCACACUAAACACUUGCCAUACGAGUGUGACGAGUGCCACAAGAGGUUCCGGUCUAAAAUGUCCAUCUCUAGUCAUAUUCGGAUGGUUCACAUAAAAGAAAAACUCUAUCAAUGUCAUCUCUGUUCGAAGGCUUUCUUCAAAAAGUAUUCACUUCAAAAACAUGUAUGGUCACACACCAAAGAACGUCCGUUUGAGUGCGAGGAUUGCGGCAAAUCGUUCGGAGACAGGACCACGUUGAGGAACCACCGCCUUACUCAUGUAGAUGUCAAGAGCUUCCGCUGUGAGGUCUGCGAUAUGAGCUUUGCGAGAAAGGGGUAUCUAUCGGCCCAUAUGGUGAAGCACACGAAGGAGAAGCGCUACCCGUGCGCGUUCUGCGGCGCGCGCUUCGGCCGCUCCGACCACCGCAACCGGCACGAGCUCACCGCGCACAAGAAAUUCUUAAACGCGUCAAACGACUGAGGACCUUUUCUCUAAGAAAUAAGGUUGAAAUUCCCUCCGCAGCUGGAGUUCAACGCGUACAAGAAAUUCUUAAACGCGUCCAACUUGAGGACUUUUGUGUUCAAGGAUUAAGGUUGAAAUUCUGUCCGCAGCCGGAGUUCAUCGUGUAUGAACCAAUUCUAAACCUGACAAACUAUUGAGGACCUUUUCUCUAAGCGAUAAGGUUGUAAUUCCCUCCGCAGCUGGAGUUCAUCGCGCACAAGAAAUUUCUAAACGCGUGCAACGAUUGAGGACUUUUGUGUUCAAGGAUUAAGGUUGAAAUUCCCUCCGAAGCUGGAGUUAAUCGCGAACAAGACAUUUUUAAACGCGUGCAACGACUGAGGACUUUUGUGUUCAAGUAUUAAGGUUGAAAUUCCCUCCGCAGCCGGAGUUCAUCGUGUAUGAACCAAUUCUAAACGUGACAAACGAUUAUGGAUUUUUCUUUAAGAAAUAGGGUUGAGAUUUUGUCCAGCCAUCUUCGCCACGUGCACCGAU